This is a messenger RNA of Meriones unguiculatus (Mongolian gerbil), 1866 nucleotides long. RefSeq names its product testis expressed 26 (gene Tex26). The record is from RefSeq and is a predicted model, not a curated record. The transcript is spliced from 7 exons. Bases 59 to 1147 code for a protein of 362 amino acids. NCBI's taxonomy places the organism in Eukaryota, Metazoa, Chordata, Mammalia, Rodentia, Muridae. Gene Ontology annotation, cellular component: cytoplasm.
GAAGAGGAGGAGGAGCAGGAGGAGGAGCAGGAGGAGGAGCAGGAGGAGGAGGGACGCAAUGGCGCAGUGCAGGGGGGAGGCGCCUCCUCCCGCCCCCGCGGGCCCCGUGGGGGACCCCGAGCUGCUGCGGCCAGCAGGCGACACCGGCUGGGACUCCUACGCCACCACCAUGAAGACGGCCUUCACGCCCAAGAUGGCGCCCGUGCCCGGCCUGCUCCGGCCGAAGAGCACGCGGAGGCUGGGUUACUCGUACUCGCUGAGCGACCCCAUCCUGAACCAGACCAACUACAACGACGAGUUCGUGUGGAAGACCUCGUGCCGGGAGGACGGGAUCCGGAACGGGACGUCCCGGGGCGUCCGGACGCUCAAGGCGCCCUCAGCCAGCGCUGUGCGGGGUCCGACCGGGCUGGCUUCGGACCCGCGGAGCGAGAAAAGCCCGCGAGACCCGCCCCGCGCCGGCGCAGAAGCCCUCAGCGCCCCGUUUCCGACCCCCCCCCGCCGCCCGCAGUGCGCCGCCCCGUGGACGCUGCCCAAGGAGAAGGACCUGCGGCCUCCGCCCGAGCUGCCACCGCCGCCCUCGGAGGAGAUGCUGCGGGCGCUGGCGCACCAGUUCGAGUCCCGCACCCGGAGCGACUUCCGGAGCCAGGAGGAAGCGAAGAGGACCAUGCAGGCGCCCCCGCGCCCCAGUGGCGCCAAGUCGGUCCUCCCCCAGCCCCUGGACACGGAGGUGCGCUGUCACUACAGGGUCCCCGCCGCCAUCCCCGAGCUGCACAACACCGGGGAGUUCCGCUCCACCCGGAGGGUGGCCGCCCAGGGCCUAGUCCCCUCCGUGCUCUGCAGCCGCCUGCGCCACGAGGAGCGCACGCAGAAGCUGACCACCUACAGCAGCGACUACGGCCAGGCCUGCCUCGACCUCCUCGCGAUGCUCGACUCCUUCUCGCCGGCCCAGGUGCGCUCGUACCUGCGGAGCGUGCCCGGCAAAGACAGGCAGAUCCUGGAGCGCUUCAUCGGGUCCCACUGCCCCGGGGACAUGCACACGGACACGGACACGCAUGUGGACACGGACACGCGCGAGCACGCGGACACGCACGCGGACACGCAGGAGCAGCGGCAGGAGCAGCGGGAGGGGGCCGCGCGGAGGCCCUGAGGCCCGGCGUCCCCGCUCGCUCGCUCUCUCUCUCUCUCUCGCUCUAUGGCUUCGUGUUCUGUUCAUUGUUUUUUUUUCCGUUUUUCGGUUGUUUCUCCCCCCACCCCCACCCCCACCCCCGUCCCGCGUUCGGUUCUGAUUGGAAAAAUUAAUGAUAGUAGAUAAAUAAUAAAACAAUGCAUUCCACCACGUAUGUAAUUAUAUGCAACACAUAACUUGUAUGAUAUGUAACAUAUGUUUAUGGUUUUAUAGGUUAGGAUCUGUUCGUAUGUUUCUCUAUUUCGUGAUAAGCAAACGUAUCCGCGUGCAUCAUACGACCUGCAGAGUUAUGUACAACAUAGUACUCGUAUGGGAGGUUAGCAUGUGCGCAUGUUUACAUGUCACAUUUUAUCGGCUCCUGCAUUUAUUGAUAAACAUAUGUUUGUGUAUAUUAUACAUCAUCUGUUUAUAUCAUGUAUUUAUGACACUUAUAUGUGUUUUAUAUUACAUACAAAACAUAUGUAACACAGCGCGUGAUUACAUAUAUUUUAAAUUUAUAGUGAUUUACAUAUGUAUUAGUAAACGCAUAUUUCCAUGUUAUAGAUCACGUGUGUGAUUGUGAAAAAUACAUAGACUUUAUAUGCAACCUAAAUAACGGUACAUUAUUAUACACGUCUAAUAUUUUAAUUACAUUCUCUCCCGUGUUUCGGAGCAAGGGCCGCGCAGUCCCGGAAGUUGGC